AGCACCUGGAUGAUGGAAGUUAGUAACGUGGACUGAGCUUGAGAUGUCUUCAGAUUGCUGAACAUGUUUUAAAGGUAGUGAAACGCACGGGGUUGGCAGAGCACUGCAGGAAGCGCACCUAUACUGGUUUUCUGACUGCAGGGCGCAGGAAAUGGGAAUUGUUAAUUAGUGCUCUGUCGUGAAAGUAGGGACGAACAGGAGGCACUUCCUCCAAGAACUCAGUCACCUUGCAAGUCCGACCCUCCCUCGAGUUUCACUUUGGAGUUCCCUGGCACCUCGCAGCUCCUCGCCCAGCAUCUCACCUGUGCCGCCGGACCAUGGAUUCCACACGGCAGAAGGUUUCUAAGGCGCUUCGGAUCGACGUCGCGGAAAACAGGCAGCGUACGUGCAUCUGGAAGGGUUAGAGGGAAGCUGCCAAUGUGAAGGAAAAACAGUGCGACCACCUCACGUUACGGUGCAUGGCCCCUCGACAAAGUGGCAACGAUCAUGCACAAGCCCCUCCGAAAGCGGAGCGUCUACGUGUUGCUGUGUUUUGGCAUCAUUUACCUCCGGCUCGGGGCCCUGUCCUCGGUGGUGGCUCUGGGUGCCAACAUCAUCUGCAACAAGAUUCCCGGGCUGGCACCUCGCCAGCGGGCCAUCUGCCAGAGCCGCCCGGACGCCAUCAUUGUUGUUGGUGAAGGCGCCCAGAUGGGCAUCAAUGAGUGUCAGUACCAGUUCCGAUACGGACGCUGGAACUGCUCGGCGCUGGGAGAAAGGACAGUCUUCGGUCAGGAGCUGCGAGUAGGCAGCCGGGAAGCAGCGUUCACCUAUGCCAUCACAGCGGCAGGGGUGGCCCACGCCAUCACUGCAGCCUGCAGCCAGGGCAACCUGAGCCAGUGCGGCUGCGACCGUGAGAAGCAGGGGUAUUACAACCAGGAGGAGGGCUGGAAGUGGGGCGGCUGCUCAGCUGACAUCAAGUACGGCAUCGAGUUCUCUCGCCGGUUCGUGGAUGCCCGGGAGAUUAAAAAGACCCCACGCCGCCUCAUGAACCUGCAUAACAAUGAGGCGGGGAGGAAGGUUCUAGAAGAAAGGAUGAAGCUAGAGUGCAAGUGCCACGGUGUCUCAGGAUCCUGCACCACCAAAACCUGUUGGACUACACUUCCAAAGUUCCGCGAGAUUGGCUACCUACUCAAGGACAAGUACAACGAAGCUGUGCACGUGGAGGUAGUCCGGGCUAGCCGACUGCGACAGCCCACCCACCUCAAGGUGAAGCAGACUCAGGGCUACCGCAAGCCAAUGGAGACCGAUCUCGUCUACAUUGAGAGGUCGCCCAACUACUGCGAGGAGGAUGCGUCCACAGGGAGUGUGGGCACGCAGGGACGCCUGUGCAACCGCACUUCACCACACACAGAUGGCUGCGACCUUAUGUGCUGCGGCCGGGGCUACAAUACACACCAGUACACCAAAGUGUGGCAGUGCAAUUGUAAGUUCCAAUGGUGCUGCUUCGUCAAGUGCAACACGUGCAGUGAGAGGACGGAGGUGUUUACCUGCAAAUAAGGACGCGAGGAACUCAGUGCCAGGAAUUGAGGCGCCAAGUACAAGCUGAAUGAGGAAGACCUGGUAGAGCGAGAUAAAAGUGUGACUGGGACCAGUGAGGGAUUUUGAAAUAAAAGGAAUGGAGAGGUACACUAUCAGCUCUUCAUGGCAUCGUUUUGCACAGCAGAAUCUUAUCUAAUUGCUUCUCAGAAAGUAAAUGCUAAAUAUCAUUAGGUAAUACCCCAGAACUUUACUGUCACAUAGAGGUUAUGCUCACGUACUGAUGUAUCCGCAGUGAAGUUGGGACUACAGGUACUGAAUGAGGCCCUCGGUUGCACUCUAGGAAGUUGUGACUGUUCAUUUCUCAAGAGACUUGUGCACGGAGAGGAAACGCAGUACCCCGGGACUAGAUCAAAAUGACAGCAGCUGACGAAGGGUGACUGAGAGAGAUUUAUCAAGUCUUGAUUGAAAACUUGUAUGGGUUCUUGUCCUUUUUUGUCACUCAAGGGGAGCAAGUGAAUCUUGACAUGAAUCGCCCCCCUUCCCUUAAACUGUUUGGGGCUAAUGUUAGAGGUUUGCAGAAAUGAAGAACAUUUUGUAAGCAUGGUGCGUUCAGGUGUACCAAAAUCUGAGAGGAGAACUCUGUUAGACCCUCUGCUGCCAACUGGAAUAUGGUGGAGUAUGUUAGUUUUCCAGUCACACUGGAACUGUAUGUUCUGAACACUGAAAAUAAAUUGUUUAUUUAUGUUAUAGUAUCUUAAAAACAAAGCACUAACGGGUAGAGAUGUCUUUUUUUGUACUAAGUGUAAAGAAAAAUACUUUUUAGAAACUCUGACUGAAGAUGUGUAUCUAUUAGAACAUGCCCCCCACCCCAUCCCUAAAGUACCCCAUCUUUUCAAAAAAAAAAAAGAGAGAGAAAGAAGGUAAAUGGGUUUCAUGGCUACUGGUGCUUAGACAAAAUUUACAUCAUUACAGUGUGUUUCACAUUCAAUCAUCUAGCUUCUAUUUUACUGUAGCAUAGAUUGUUUCCACUUCAUUCCUCCAAACAGUAACAUCUGUUUGGACGCUUUUGCAAUUUCAGUUAAGAGACAGAAGCAAGAAAUCACAUUUAACUAAAGAGAUUCUUCCUCUAAUCAUUAACCAUGAAACUUGAUAUGUUGCUGGAUGUGUUGUCGAGUGUUGCACUGAUAUUCAGAUACGACUCAUGAGAAAUGAAUAAACUCCCAUUUGACUCAAUUUGGCAGUUCAUUGCUAAAAAGUCAACUGAAGUUGAACCUGCCUGAAGAAAUAGUGGUUACUUCAUUUUGAAACAUCUGUGAGACUGUGGUUAGUGGAGUGAGGAUUAAUACGAUACACCCACGCAUAUAAUAGCAGAGUUAACCAAAACUAUGAAAGAUAUUAUGAUAUUAUUAUUAAUAUUUAGUCUGAUAUGCUGCCAGUCAAGCCCUUUUUAACUGUUUUACAUUACACAAGGCCAGUGGCUUUCAUCUGAUGACAAAUUAGCGUCUGUGGGCAGCGGCCCAUAAUUGGAAUUUUCUGAUGUUUACAGUCGAUAUCCAGGCAAAUACUCUGUCCUCCAUUUGUCAUUCACUGUUUACUAUCCGACUAGUUUCUUUUACCACGAGUUCAAGGUUUCUGCUCCAUAUUUAAACUAGCUAUCUGCGUAUCAAUGAAAUGACUAUAAAAUCCGAUAGAUUAUGCCUUUCGUCUAUUGUGUUCUGCGUCAUUUGCGUUCCACAGACUGAUAACCUGUAGGCAACAAAAGCAUUCUCAAACGUGAUUGGUCAAAAAAAAAAUUGUAACCAUAAGAAGGCUUCAAGCCCUUAAAUCAUGUCCCUCACCUACAGAAUCAAAUGCAGGUUCACUCAUUUGUUCUCACACGGGUUCUAGAGCUGGCUUGCAGGUCAGCUCUCUUCUGUUGCAAUAAUAGAGGAUAAACCCAUUUAUAAAAAAUUUGAUGAACUUUUGGAGUUACAAAUGUAAAACAAGAAACAGUUUAGACAGAUUACCUAAAUGACCAUACAGUUUGUCAGCUGUGAUGGAUUUCACAGACAGAUAAUAGACUUACUGUUCAUCUUUCUCCUCCAAAUAAGUAAAGCUGUUAAAUUGGUAAGUACAAUGCUAUCAUCAUUGAUAAGAAGAAUGACUCGGAUGAUAAAAAAAAAGUUAGGCGCUGUGAAAGUUUGCUGACAAAAUAGAGUUACACUGGUGCUUGUUACAAUAAUCCAGAGGAUCUCUGUCCUCUCUUGUUGUGCACCAAGAAAUUGUUGAAAAGCAUUUUUAACUCCCUAUAAAAGCAUGUACUUUAGCCUCAUAAGCUUGAAGGGGGGAUAACAGAAAUUCAAGCGAGUUGCUUCACCCUGUGCCCAGUCUUUAUGCUAAGCUAUGCUAAGCUAAGCUCAUCGUUGCCUGUCUGUAGCUGCAAACGUGACACACAUACAUGAGGUAACAAUCUGCUCACGUUGUCGGCGAAAAAUGUCCAACUAUUUCUGUAUUUCAUGCAGAAUGAGGAAAGGGACAUAAACCAUAGAGCGACACUUCUCUUCUCUGGCUGAGAAUCUGCAGUGCUUCGGAACACUUCACUAUAACCACUUUAUUUUCGAAUAUUCAUGUUGUCGCCUUUUACCCAGCUUUAAUCUACAAUAGCCCAUUUUCCGAGGUUGUGUCAGGUUUACAGACUGUAUAGGCCAGUUUACUUUUUGGUUUACAUAUUAAUUGAGAGGUUUAGAAUGUAAUAUAACUUUUGCACAUUUAUAGUAACCACAUAUUUUAGUUAUUAAGAGACUGAUGUAGCCUAGUCUUGCACUUAGCAUUAUUAGUGCUGUUUGUAGUUAUGUUUGCAUUAUUUGUAACUUAUUUUAGAGCGGCUACUCAAAUGGAUGCAGAUUUCAUGUGAAUAAAAAUAAAUGCAUAUGUACUCA
Molecule: messenger RNA, 4436 nt
Organism: Platichthys flesus (European flounder)
Lineage: Eukaryota; Metazoa; Chordata; Actinopteri; Pleuronectiformes; Pleuronectidae
Gene: wnt7bb
Product: wingless-type MMTV integration site family, member 7Bb
Exons: 4
Coding region: 487-1536 (349 amino acids)
Biological process (GO): multicellular organism development; canonical Wnt signaling pathway; positive regulation of JNK cascade
Cellular component (GO): extracellular region
Molecular function (GO): cytokine activity; frizzled binding
Source: RefSeq, a predicted model, not a curated record